CAUUCCCCACUUCAAAAUAUAUAUUCUUUCACCCAUUCCGUCGGUUCACGUUCCCUCUCUUCCCCCGCCGCCGCCUUCCUCCGUCCCAUCUUUUCCGGCCGCCACUAGCUCCGCCGUUGGAGAGAAUUCAAGAAAACCAAAUUAAAGGGCAGUGAAGGCAUGGCUGAUAGAGUUUACCCAGGCCCAGCAUCCAAGCCGGCGACCAACGGCGCCGACGCCGCCGCAGGCGGCGGCGGCGGAGCAAACCCAGCGUUUCCGGCCACCAAAGCUCAACUCUACAACGCCACGCGCCCGGUUUACCGGCCGCAACCGUCGCCCCGCCGCCACAAACGGAGUUUUUGCUGUUCUUGUUGUCUAUGGACCACGUUUCUGGUUAUCACUCUUAUCAUCCUCGCCGCCAUCGCCGGCGGCAUUUUUUACGUCCUAUACCGCCCGGAACGGCCGACUUUCGCCGUGAACUCUCUCCACCUCUCCCAAUUCAACCUCUCCGCCACCACCCUCACCUCCAAGCUCAACAUCUCCGUCUCCGCCCGGAACCCCAACAAAAAAAUCACAUAUUUCUACGACCCCAUCACCAUCUCCACUUUCUCCGGCGACAUCCCCGUCGGAACCGGAUCUUUUCCGGCGUUCGAACACGGCACCAAAAACACCACCAAUCUCAAAGCCACAAUCUCCACCUCAAAGCAAACCCUCGACGCCGGCGAUAUCUCAAAGCUGAAAUCAAAGAAAACUCUCCCACUGACACUAAAACUGGAGACUAAGGUGAAAGUGAAAGUCGGUGGCCUGAAAACCAAGAAAGUCGGCAUCAGAGUCACCUGUGACGGCAUCCGCGUCAGCGUUCCGGCAGGAAAGUCGCUGUCGAAAGCCACAACCUCCAACGUCGACUGCAAGGUUGAUCUCCGAAUCAAGAUCUGGAAAUGGACUCUCUGAUGAACAAGAAGAUCCAUGAUGAGUAUCAUCUUAUUAUCAUUUUUUUUUUAAUUCAGUAGGAAAAACAUAAAAAAAGGUGUGAUUUUUAUUACUAUAAAUAUUUUGGGUUUUGUACGUAUUUUACACCAUGAUUUGAUUAUAUUCUUUUGUUUUGCUUAUUA
Molecule: messenger RNA, 1091 nt
Organism: Ipomoea triloba (trilobed morning glory)
Lineage: Eukaryota; Viridiplantae; Streptophyta; Magnoliopsida; Solanales; Convolvulaceae
Product: NDR1/HIN1-like protein 13
Exons: 1
Coding region: 160-930 (256 amino acids)
Cellular component (GO): plasma membrane
Source: RefSeq, a predicted model, not a curated record